Molecule: messenger RNA, 524 nt
Organism: Rhagoletis zephyria (snowberry fruit fly)
Lineage: Eukaryota; Metazoa; Arthropoda; Insecta; Diptera; Tephritidae
Gene: Uxt
Product: Uxt prefoldin-like subunit
Source: RefSeq, a predicted model, not a curated record
CACGGGGUCACAAAAGCCAACUAGUCAAAAAGUCAAAACGGUACACGCACAAAUAACUAUAAGAAAAGACGCGCACGACCCACGCACGCUCGCUGCCAAAAUCCGAAUGAGAUGGUUCCUUUAAGACACAAAUGAAUAUUGGGGGCAAUAUAUUUAUGGAAGCUAAAGUAAAUAACCCAGAUGACUUAGUAUUGGUCGAUAUGGGUAAAGGUUAUUUUGUCCAAUUCACGCUCGCGGAGGCAUUAAAAUUUUCUAAUUUCAAGGUGAAAAUUCUAACUAAAGAAUGUGAUGUACUACGCGAAGAGAGCGUAAAAAAACGGUCCGAUAUCAAAUUGGCGCUUAUGUGUAUAGCUGACCAAGAAAAUUUGUACGCAGAACAAAAAUGAUCAAUUCAGAUGCAUAUAUAUAUACGUAUGGAAAUGAAAGCUAUCUUAUAUAUAAUGGAAUAUUUAUAUGUAACUAUAUGUAAAUAUGUAUAAUGUUAAAAUACAAGAGCAUCAGUCUCUUAUUCCUAAAAAAUAACA